This is a messenger RNA of Diaporthe amygdali, 1035 nucleotides long. Its product is annotated as pal1-like protein. Bases 1 to 1035 code for a protein of 344 amino acids. The transcript has 2 exons. Lineage: Eukaryota; Fungi; Ascomycota; Sordariomycetes; Diaporthales; Diaporthaceae. The record is from RefSeq and is a predicted model, not a curated record.
AUGGCCUCGGGCUGGUUCGGAUCCAAGGCAAUCGAGCUUGUCAGGGCUCGAUCGCUCUUCGUCAACGUCUCUCCGACCCCGACGAGCCUGUCCGAACGCCGCGCCGUCUUGCACGCCCUCAAGCGACACGGCUCGAUUGAGAUAUUCAAGAGGCUUCCGAGCCCCGAGACCUUUGUCUGCGCCCCAACCAAGACCGAAGUCGCGACGGAGCUGGUCAAGCGCAGCCCACUGACCUUCAGAUUCGUCUCCGAGACGCCCGAGUCUGUCGAGGAAAAGGCCAAACCUGGCAUACAUCCGACAAGUGUCGCAUCGCCCAUGCAAGUACACGAGGACAAGGGUAACAGCAGCACCAGCGUGGCAAACUCCACCGAGCCGCGAGGGUCCGGCAUCGUCAAGACCUUCACGGUACGCAUCAACCCCAGCCAGAGCUACUACGAGCACAAGAAGAACAUCAGGCUGUCGCCGACGCACGGCGCCUGGCCCAAGACACACACCGGCCGGGAAGACCAGGACUUUGUGUACUUUGCCCUCAAGGACGUCGUCCCGAACAACAUCGCCCAGGAGGGCCUGUGCGAUUGGCACACGGGGAGCCAGCUGUCUGGAGAGUCGGCGUCGAUGAGGGCGCAGGCGGCAGACGCAAGGCUCUGGCACAUCAAGGAGCGCCAAAUGCGCAAGCGGAACAAAGCACAGGGCACCCAGGCCCAUCUCGGCGGCGACCUCACGGCCGUGACGAGCCUGGGAGCCCUGGGCGGAUCUACAGAUGAGGCCCGGCGGGAAAGGCCGGUGUCUGGUCUUCAGCGUGGUACCGGGGCCGACUCGACCAACGAGACCGGGUCAGCGACUACUCCGACGCCGGCCUGGAUUCGGCGCGCGCAGUUUAGCUUGAAUCCUCUGGCAGACGGGAAACAUCACAAGAUUUCCAAAAGGAUAGGCCACCUGGGACAGCGGUAUGAAUGGAAGUCAGUCUUCAAUAGAGAGGCAGACACUGUCAAUCUGCCGGAAACGCCAAGAGAGCCCCUGGACGGCAAGGGAUGA